UUCCACUCCCCCCACCCCACCCCUCGCGGCGCCUCUCCUUUGGAGCCAUGGUUCCUGUCCCGGGAUCUCCCGGGCCUGGCCUGGACUGCGGGGACUCAGCUGCGGAGAGUCGGGAGGAAUCAGGCAGCCCUCAGCUCUCGUCCUUCGCGUCCUUCUCGCGGUGGCUGGCCGCGAGCCCCGAGGCCGGUGGCUGGCCGCUGCGCCUGGCGGGGUGGGGCGGCUCGCCACUACGCUUGGCGGGGUGGGGCGGGAUGGCGGCGUCCGCGUGGCUGGAGGCCGGCCUGGCCCGGGUGCUCUUCUACCCGACGCUGCUCUACACAGUGUUCCGGGGGACGGUGCGCGGCCCGGCGCACCGCGACUGGUACCACCGCAUCGACCACACAGUGUUGCUGGGCGCGCUGCCGCUGAGGAGCAUGACGCGCCGGCUGGUACAGGACGAGAAUGUGCACGGUGUGAUCACUAUGAACGAGGAGUACGAGACCAGAUUCCUGUGCAACACCUCGAAGGAAUGGAAGAAAGCAGGAGUUGAGCAGCUACGGCUCAGCACAGUUGACAUGACUGGAGUCCCCACCUUGGACAAUCUCCACAGAGGAGUCCAGUUUGCUCUCAAGUACCAGUCACUGGGUCAGUGUGUCUAUGUGCACUGUAAGGCUGGUCGAUCCAGAAGUGCCACAAUGGUGGCAGCCUAUCUGAUUCAGGUACACAACUGGAGCCCAGAGGAGGCUAUAGAAGCUAUCGCCAAAAUCCGGUCACACAUCUCCAUCAGGCCCAGCCAGCUGGAAGUUCUCAAAGAGUUCCACAAGGAGAUUGCUGCAAGGGCAGCAAAGAACUAACUACUGAUUAUCCCUCAUGCUGAUAAGAGUAUGAAGUCUGUGGAUGACAAAGAACUUGGAUCGCCCUGAGAUACAGUAACAAGUUUACAGGACAAAGCAGCUUAAACCAACCACACUGCAAAUGUGCUGAGUUGUAGAUAAUGUGCCUCCUUUGCCUUCCUUCCUGAAAUAACACUUGGAUGGCUACAGAGAACAAGAUUGUCUGGCUAAAUCUUAUUUUCUUUGACAGGGAUAUGGAAAUAUUAAUUUUAACAGAAAUCUAUUGUGCUUCUAAUAUGUGUAACAACACUGUAAAUCAAAGACAUUUAAUGCUAGAAAAGGAAAUAAGUAUCUAGAUCUGUUCUUUGUUACUGUCAGAAUCCAAAUUUUAAUUGUAUGACUUGGCAAAAUGCUUGCCCAGCAUGUAUAAGGCCCUGAAUUUGGUCCCUAGCAGUUCCAAAAAUAAAAAUAAUCUUUUUUUCCCUG
Molecule: messenger RNA, 1298 nt
Organism: Grammomys surdaster
Lineage: Eukaryota; Metazoa; Chordata; Mammalia; Rodentia; Muridae
Gene: Ptpmt1
Product: protein tyrosine phosphatase mitochondrial 1
Exons: 4
Coding region: 48-833 (261 amino acids)
Biological process (GO): protein dephosphorylation
Molecular function (GO): phosphatidylinositol-4,5-bisphosphate 5-phosphatase activity; protein tyrosine/serine/threonine phosphatase activity; phosphatidylglycerophosphatase activity
Source: RefSeq, a predicted model, not a curated record